GUAUCAUAGCUUGACCCUCAAUUUUCUCUGGACCGCCCCUCAACUUCACGUAGACACCUGAACCCACACCGGACUAUCAACCCAGAUCAACACCAUAAGAUGUCGAACUCAGAACUCCCAGUCAAGGUAGCAGACUGGAAACGACUCGCCCUCUCAAAACGGGUCUCAACAUUCAACAAGAUCCCGAAGGACUGGCUUCUCCCCAUCGAACAGGCCUCGCAAUACACUGAAACGAACCCUAUUUCCGUCCUCGAUGUCCCGCGAACCUGCGGCAUCCUGACGCAGAAAGAACUAGAAAUUACGGAAACCCACGACGCCACCGACCUCGUUGCAUUAAUGGUGAAAGGUGAGCUGAGCAGUAUCGAAGUCACAACAGCGUUCUGCAAGCGCGCAGCCAUCGCCCAUCAAACCACUAACUGCCUGACGGAAAUCAUGAUCGACCAGGCCUUAGCCAGAGCGAACGAGUGUGACGAAUUCCUCAAGAAAGAAGGACGCCCAGUAGGACCGCUCCAUGGCCUGCCCAUCUCGCUCAAAGACUCGUUCAACGUGAAAGGUGUGCAGAGCACGAUUGGUUACGUUUCCUUCAUCACCAAUCCGCCCACGACAACCAAUUCUGCUGUAGUGCAGAUCCUGUUUGAAGCUGGCGCUGUUUUCUAUGUCAAGACGAAUAUCCCGCAGACUAUGAUGACGGCAGACAGUCAUAACAACAUCUUCGGCCGCACAUUGAACCCGCACAACCUCACUUUGACUGCGGGAGGAAGCACGGGGGGUGAAGCAUCGCUGAUUGCUAUGAAUGGCAGUGUCUUGGGUGUCGCGACUGAUAUUGCGGGAUCAAACCGCAUCCCAGCGCUUUGUUGUGGGAUCAGUUCGAUCAAGCCGAGCGCGUCGCGUGUACCGUUUGCGGGCGGUGUGCCGCCAGGACGGUUGGGGAGUCCAGGGCAGAUACUCCCGGUCAUCGGGCCUUGCGGAAGAUCGAUUCGGGACUACGAACUCUUCCUUCGCACAAUUGUUUCCUCUCAGCCCUGGAACCUAGAUCCCAUGGCGCUGAACAUUCCCUGGCGGACGCCAGAUGCCGGGCUUCGGGAGAAGAAGUUGAGGUUUGGGUUGAUCCGCAGUACGCCGAGUAGACCUUUGCAUCCGCCAAUUGCGCGUGCGCUGCAUUCCGCAGCUAUGAGUCUGAAAGCUGCGGGACAUAAUAUCGUGCUGUUGGACGAGAAGAUUGGCGAUAUGUACGCCGAUGUCGAACUGGCGUGGAAGUACUUCAUGCUCGACCCCUCCGGUACACCCUUCCAACACUUGAGAGCCUCAGGCGAGGAUCCCAUCCCGAGCCUGAAGAUUUCUGGCUGGCCGGAGCUCUCCUCCUGGAAACCGAGCUUAGACACGCUAUGGGACAUGAACGUGCAGCGCGCCAGUGUACUGAAGAAGUACCAGAACCUCUUCGUCAGCGAGGGUUUGGAUGCCAUCCUGAUGCCAGGAUACCAGGCCGUGGCGCCGGGACACGACACGUACGGACUGCCAAUCUACACAGCCUUGGUGAACUUGUUAGACUAUCCUGCGGGAAUACUGCCGCAUGGGAAGGCGGAUAAGAACGCGGAUGCGGAAUUUUUGAAGGAGAGUGUGAAGUAUGAGCCAGCUUACAAUUCCGAAGCGGCUGAGGGAAUGCCAGCGCAUAUUCAGGUUGUGGGCAAGCCUCUUAUGGACGAAGAGUUGCUUGAGAUUAUGAUGGUGGUCGAGACGGUGCUGAAAAGGAAUGCGUGACGGAUUUUAAGCUGACCCAGGAGGUCUUCACCAUCAUCAACUCCUCAUUGAUUCAAUAAACAACGCCCUCAACUUUUCGCCUUGGAGUUUCUAAGUCUGAUC
Molecule: messenger RNA, 1860 nt
Organism: Macroventuria anomochaeta
Lineage: Eukaryota; Fungi; Ascomycota; Dothideomycetes; Pleosporales; Didymellaceae
Product: amidase
Exons: 2
Coding region: 100-1758 (552 amino acids)
Source: RefSeq, a predicted model, not a curated record